CCCAUUCCAUACCUUUUGGUACGACUGAACGUAAUACGUUAUCUGUAUACUUCUAGUAUUUGUAUUCCAAAAUUUAAGCUGCACAUUCCAUGUUAUGCGUGUGCGGUUGUCUACUUGUCAGUUAAAGUCAAAAUACUGUAUUAUAAUACUCCUUGGCUCCCAAAGAGAAGAGUUAUCGUGUGGCGUGUAGGCCCUAUUAUUGGAUGUUUUGCUGGCAUAAAGACAAAUCUCUAUGGACUACAGUGUAUAGCACAUAUUUUAAAAUAUGUUCAUCAAGAUAAAAUAUGCAGAUGAUAAGGAGCUACUUGCAAAUCCAGAUUGCAGAAUAGGAAGCCUCCUUGAUUAUGUUAAAGCAACAAUGGCUGAAUCUGAGUUAUUUGACACUGAAUUACAUAAUGAGAUUGACCUCUGUGAUGACUACGGCAGGUUACUGAAUGUAAAUGAUGUGGAGCCAUGUAAGAAUGGCUUGGAACUACGACUAUUUCAGCCUCGAGCUACAUACUUUGUUUUUCUUAUCAGUCGUGAUGAAGAUGGCAAGAUUGCAAGCAUAGUCCCAACUGUAACUGAUAUGGGGAGAACAGUUGGUGAAGUUGCUAACAGACUCCGACAGCAGAUAACAAAAUCUAAAAUUAAGGUGCAUGAUUUUGGCCUGAUUGGUGACAUCUUAUUUUUAGUGUUCAAGAACAUGUACAUAAAUUUACUGUUCAAACUCACAAGAUUUAAUAUGAUUAAAUUUUCUACAGUUAAUUUGAAAACCAAGAGUGAUAGAUGCAAGCAGUCUCUUGGGGGUUAAUAAUCUUUAUACUGUACUGAAACAGGAAAUGAAAAUAAGACUCCUUGCUGUUUACACCAUUUACAUUGCUAUUCAUGUACUUCCUGAUAAUGAAAAAUGGUUAAUAAUGUAUCUUAUUAAGAUUCGCAAAAUCUAUAAGUAAUUCUGGAAUCAUUCACUAAAUAUUAUUUUACACCCAUAUAAUGACUGAAAAGGCCUCUAGUUACCAGGUAGCAGUGGAUGGAAUGACAGAUGUUAUAUUUCACUGGUCUUCCUGUAUGUGACAAAAAUAGGGAAAGAUAAUAGAAAACAGGACUUUACAAGGAUAUAUAGAAAUAGACUAUCUGAUUAAAAGUAUCCCAGGACCCCUUUGUAAUGUGGAACCGAACACUAGAUGUCAUGAGAGGCAGACCUGCCAACAUAAAACAAAUGUGUUGUCAGAAGAGAAGCAGUAACAGCAGAAUGGGAAGAUCAGUAGAGCUCAGUGAGAUUGAACAUGUACUAGUCUUUGGAUGUUGCCUGAGCAACAGGAACAUUUCAACCCUUCUAAAGCUGCCCAAGUCAAAUGUUGGUGAUGCAAUUAUGAAGUUGAAAUGCAAAUAAACAAGCUGAGACAAGACUAGCCAGACCUCAUGUACUGACGGACAAGGACUGUUGAUCAUUUUGGAGGUCAGUUGUAAUAUCUCAUGAAAUAAGUGGAAUCAGUCACGCAUGAGUUCCAAAGUGCUACCAGCAGUCCAGAUAACACAACACCUGCGUGCAAGGAAUUAAAAGAGUGGCAUACAGUGGUCAACCAACUGCUCAUAAGCCAACAUUUCUGUAGUCAAUGCUAAGCAACACUUAACAUGGUGUAAAGAGCAAUGCCUCUGGACAGUGCAUGACUGAUACUGAGCGAAGAAUCACACCAUACCCUGUGCCAAUCCAAUGGCAGCAUUUGUGUUUGUCGAAAACCUGGAGAACAUUACCUGCCAUCAUGUGUAGUGGCAACAGUAACAUACAGAGGAGACGGUGUUACGGUAUUGGGGUGUUUUCCAUGGUUAGAAUGUGAUCUCCUUAUUGCACUUAAGAAAAUGAUAAAUGCAGAAGGAUACAAAUACAUUUUAUGAUAUUGUGUAGUGCAUACUAUACAGGAACAAUUUGGAGACAAUGACUGAUUGUAUCAGCAUGACAUUGCACGCUCUCACAUAAUAGCAUCUGCAAAGCAAUGGUUUGUGUACAAUAACAUUCCUAAAAUGGACUGGCCUCCCCAGAGGGCACACCUGAACCCAAUGGAAGAUCUUUGGGUUGAGUUAAAUCAACUUCGCUCCAGAUAGCAGCACCCAACAUCACUACCUUCUCUGGUUUUUGCUCUUGAGGAAGCUUGGACUGUCAUUCCUUCACAAACAUUCAGGCACCUUAUUAAAAGUGUCCCCAACAGAGUUCAAGUAAUUAUAAUGAUGAAAGAGGGGCACACUAACCAUUAGUAUCUACUAAUAGGUGUCCAGAUACUUUUGAUCAAACAAUGUAUGUUCAGAGUGGACUAUUCAUGUCUCUCAUCAGACAUAAAACUGUAAAUUGGGAAGCCCUAUAAAUUCAAAAUGAAAUAAAAAAUGUAUUCUAUUAACCAUCAGUAUACAAAUUAUUGGAUUAUCUAAUUAUUUGUUGCUUGGCAAGUAGCAAUGUUCUUUGUAAACAAAAUUCCCCCCCCCCCCCCAAUAUUCUUAUGCUAUGUACGAGGGCUGCUAUAUAUAUUUCUGGCCUAAUAAUGAAAAUACGAAUAUUUAUCAACAAAAAUGGUUUAUUGUUUUUCAAAAUAUUCUCCAUCAAGAUUUAUACACUUUUGUAUGCGCUCAAACCAAUUUUUGAAGCACUUUUUCCACUCCGAUUGAGACACCUCCAAAACAUGGUUUUUGAAUGAUGCAACGGCAUCUUCUGGCGACGAAAAUCGUUGACCACGCAUUUUUUUCUUGAUGUGUGGGAAUAAAAAGAAGUCAUUGGGUGCCAAGUCAGGGCUGUACGGCGGAUGACCCAUCACUUCGACGUUUUGGCCGGUCAAAAAGUCGCUGGUUUGAGCCGAUGUGUGACAGCUCGCAUUGUCAUGGUGCACAAUGAUUCGUCUUCUCUUGUUCAUUUUUCGAAUUUCUAGGAAGACUUCAGGCAAACAAAUGGUGGUGUACCACUCAGAAUUGACCGUCCUACGUUGCUCAAGCGGAACAGUCGCCACAUGACCAGUUUUGCCGAAGAAACAGGCGACCAUUUGUUUCGAAGUGCUUCUUCCACGAACAACUUUCGUUGGAUUUGGCUCGUCUUGGAAGACCCACACGGUCGAUUGCUGUUUUGUUUCGGGCUCAUACGCAUAGAUCCAUGAUUCGUCACCUGUGACGAUCUUAUAAACGUCUUUUGAAGCACUGCGAUCGUAUUUUUUCAGCAUUUCUUUACACCAAUCCACACGAGCUUUCUUUUGAGCGAUUGUCAAAUUGUGCGGGAUCCAACGAGAACAAACCUUUUUUACGGCCAGGUGUUCAUGCAAUAUCGAAUGUAUGCUGGUGGGAGAAAUGCCUAGGCAUGCCUCUAUCUCACGGUAUGUCACAUGACGGUCUUGCAUUAUCAGUUCACGUACGGCAUCGAUGUUUUCUGGCACAACGGCUGUUUUUGGACGACCUUCACGGAAUUCGUCUUUGAGCGAGCGUCGGCCACGAUUGAAUUCGUUGUACCAGUUUUUCACAGUGCUAUAGGAUGGUGCUUCGUCGCCAUACAAAGAUUUAAGUUCAUCGAUGCACUCUUGUCGUGAUAAUCCACGUCGAAAGUUGUGAAAAAUGAUCGCACGAAAAUGUUCACGAGUUAAUUCCAUUUUUGUGCCAAAUUGAUUUCUUCAAGUCCCUGUAAAAGAAAAAAAAAUUGUCGUAAGUCAAAAAGUUCUGAGUACAUUUAUGCUAAAAAAUGUCAAACUUUCCAAUGGAAAUGUCAGAUUGCACCUGGCAACACUUAGUGUUGCCUAGGCCAGAAAUAUAUAUAGCAGCCCUCGUAGGUAAUUGUUGUUCUGCAAUAAAUAUUAAUCUGGUUGAAUAGUUAAGCAACUUGUAGUAAACUGCAGUUAUUUAAUAUCAUUGUCAAAGUAGCAGGUUUUUAAACAAUGUAGCAAGUUACUGCUGAUUUUACUGUGUUAAAUUUGGUCAGAAUAAGGAUAAACAAUUUCUUUAUUUGUCUGUGUUCCGUAGAGACAUAUGUAGAUUCACUCACCCUGUAUGUGAAAAAUGACAAAAUCACUAUUAUGUAUAUUUACAUUUAUAUUCAAUUACAAUUUACAUUCAACAAACAAAUAUACAGUUUUUAAUGAAAUUUA
Schistocerca gregaria is the source of this 4094-nucleotide messenger RNA. RefSeq lists its product as uncharacterized. The transcript is spliced from 4 exons. The coding region runs from base 266 to 793 and encodes 175 amino acids. NCBI's taxonomy places the organism in Eukaryota, Metazoa, Arthropoda, Insecta, Orthoptera, Acrididae. The record is from RefSeq and is a predicted model, not a curated record.